Messenger RNA from Cicer arietinum (chickpea), 1741 nucleotides. RefSeq names its product protein PIN-LIKES 3-like. Gene Ontology annotation, biological process: endoplasmic reticulum to cytosol auxin transport. Lineage: Eukaryota; Viridiplantae; Streptophyta; Magnoliopsida; Fabales; Fabaceae. The record is from RefSeq and is a predicted model, not a curated record. Gene Ontology annotation, cellular component: membrane.
GUACUUUAAAAAAUUAAAAUGGCCAAUUUCAUCACUCUACAGCCAUUGUAUUCCAGUUCCAAUUGGUUGUUGACAUAAUAAGUAUUAGCAUCUUGUCAAACUUCAAAACAAAAAUAUCAAAAAUCAUUUUCAUUAUAUUCAUUUGGUAUUUGUUUCAAAGCUGAAAUUAUUUCAUAUAAAUAUUAGGAUUAGAACUUGAUUUGAAGUGGUUUAAAGAAAGAUAAUUUUAUUUUUAUAAUAGAAAAUAGAUCAAAUAUGGAGUUCAUGAAGCUUUUCUUAGUUGCAUUAGCCCCACUUUUGAACAUUUUUAUCAUUGCUGCUCUUGGUGCAAUCCUUGCACUUCAAAGCAUUGGUAUACUGCGAAAGAAUGCCAAGAAGCACCUCAAUAUUAUCGUAUAUUUUGUCUUCACUCCAGCUCUUCUUUAUAGCCUCCUGGCAAACAGUAUAACUUUGGGGAGCUUGGUUAUGUUGUGGUUCUUGCCAUUAAACAUUCUUCUAAGAUAUAUUAUUGGGUCAACUCUUGCAUGGUUUCUUAAUAAAACAAUUAGAGUUCCUCGUCAUCUUCAUGGCCUUGUGAUGGGUUGUUGUGCUGCAGGAAAUAUUGGCACUUUGCCUCUGAUCAUAGUUCCAACUAUUUGUAUAGAAGGAAGUCAUCUUUUUGGAAAUGUGGAUGUUUGCACUCGUAAUGCACUAGCAUUUACUUCUCUAACAUCUGCAGUAGGACACAUUUGUUGUUGGUCUAUUGUGUACAACUUUCUUCGCAUAUAUUCACUUAAGCCCAGUGUAGUCAAAUUUGAUGAAUCCACAAAAAAUAAUGAAAUUGGUAUUCUAGAAAACAUUUCAAAAUGUUCCAAAAAAGCAUUGAGCUCAAUUGAGGAAAAAUCACUUCCUAGUGAUUGCAUUGAUCAUCUUGAAAUAGAAUGUAAAGUAGUCGAUGGACAAGAAAAGGUACAAGAAAAGUCAAACAUUAUGAAACAUCUGAAAAAUUUUACUGACAGGAACAACUUGAAAGCACUAUUUGCACCUGCAUUGUGGGGAGUGGUCGUUGGUGUGAUAAUUGGUAUAGUUCCUCAAUUAAGAAAAGUUCUAAUUGGUGAAAGUGCUCCUCUUCAUAUGCUUCAUACCUCUGUAGCUAUGCUGGGGGAUGCAUGCAUUCCAACAAUGAUCUUAAUAGUUGGGGCAAAUCUUCUUAAGGGUUUAAAGGGAAUAGGAAAAAUGGUUCCACUUGUUGUUGGCAUUAUUUUGGUUAUGUAUGUUGCAUUGCCAUCAAUAGGUAUAGGAAUUGUGAAAGGUGCAAUUCAUUUCAACUUGAUAAGCUCUGAUCCAUUAUAUCAUUUUGUUUUACUUCUUCACUAUGCUGUUCCUCCAGCUGUAUCCGUCAGUACAAUGACUCAAUUGUUUGGAGUUGGUAAAAGUGAAUGCUCUGUUAUCAUGUUUGCAACCUAUGCCUCAGCUCCAAUUUUGCUUACACUUUGGUGCACAGUCUUCAUGUGGCUUGUACUAUAAAUAAUUAAAUAUAUUCUCUUGCAUUUAAUUUUUUGUGAUUCACUCAUGCCUCACUGUUAAGGCACUGUGCCUGGAGAGCCACAAAAAAAAAACAAACUAUAGUUUAGCUAAAUUAGCACUGAAGUAGAAGAGUUACAAUAUUUGCACAACAUAGAAAGUGUGCAUUGUUUUCAUAAAUACUAAGGAUUGCUAAUCUCAAUAUCAAUAAUACAUAAUUUAUUAUUUUUUCAAAAUA